Molecule: messenger RNA, 6145 nt
Organism: Doryrhamphus excisus (bluestripe pipefish)
Lineage: Eukaryota; Metazoa; Chordata; Actinopteri; Syngnathiformes; Syngnathidae
Gene: ptch2
Product: patched 2
Biological process (GO): negative regulation of smoothened signaling pathway
Cellular component (GO): plasma membrane
Molecular function (GO): hedgehog receptor activity; hedgehog family protein binding; smoothened binding
Source: RefSeq, a predicted model, not a curated record
UUGCCUCUUCCUCGGCCAAUGGGAGCCGCAGCACUUUUCCAUCAAACCUCCCUUUUCAGCGUUCGCAGAGAGGCGAUCUCAUCCAAAUGUUGCCGCUACGAGAUCGGAGGUAGACGUGACGCGCGGACUACUACUACUACUCCUACUACUACUACGACUUGUACUUGUACAACAACUACUACUAUCCGAGACGCUGUUUGACAAACUCUGUGAACGAAUGACGACUGAAGGAUCGAUACGGAUUUGGGCGCAUAAUGUUGGGAUGGAGUUUCGAGACUCGUUUGGCUCCAAGGACGACUAGAACACUUUCUUCCAACUUGUCCGCGCCGGAUGCGCUCCUCUCCCAUGUUGGAUUAUUGUCGUCGGCCUCUCUGAAAUCGCACCCACUUUGUGUCGCUUCGUUUCCCAGCCUCUUCGGACCAUGGCGUCGGAUCGCGGGGUCCCAGGGGCCGCCGGCGUCUUUGGAGAUUUACCCCCGAGUUACACGCGCUCCCAGCCGGCCACCAAUCCUGACGUCCCGCGGAGACCCAGCUACUGCCACGCUGCGUUCGCACUUAAACACAUCUCAAAGGGGAAAGCAGUAGGUCAGAAAGCUCCUCUGUGGAUCCGGGCGAGAUUCCAGGCCCUCCUGUUCUCUCUGGGAUGCCAUAUCCAGAGGCACUGCGGGAAGGUGCUCUUUAUCGGACUCUUAGUGUUCGGGGCGCUUUCAGUGGGACUCCGAGUGGCCGCCAUCGAGACGGACAUCGAGCAGCUAUGGGUAGAAGCUGGUAGCCGAGUGAGCCAGGAGCUUCACUACACCAGGGAGAAGCAAGGGGAGGAGUCCAUAUUUACCUCACAGAUGCUCAUCCAGACCCCCAAAGAAGAGGGCACCAAUAUUCUCACCCAGGAAGCUUUGUUGGUUCACAUGGAAGCCGCCCUGUCUGCCAGCAAGGUCCAGGUUUCACUGUUUGGAAAGUCGUGGGAUCUCAACAAAAUAUGCUAUAAAUCUGGAGUUCCUAUAAUAGAAAAUGUCAUGAUUGAAAGGAUGAUUGACAAGCUGUUCCCUUGUAUGAUAAUCACUCCAUUGGACUGUUUUUGGGAAGGGGCUAAACUGCAGGGAGGCUCCGCCUAUUUACCGGGUAUGCCGGACAUCCAGUGGAUGAAUCUGGAUCCAGUCAAGCUCAUGGAGGAACUGAGUCAGUUCACUUCCCUGGAAGGAUUUAAGGAGAUGUUGGAUAAAGCACAGGUGGGCCACGCUUACAUGAACAGGCCUUGUUUGGACCCAUCAGAUAGCGACUGCCCUCUUAGUGCACCCAACAAAGAACAAGGAGAGACUCCUGACAUUGCCGGGCAUCUCCAAGGCGGUUGUCACGGUUUUAGCCGGAAGUUCAUGCACUGGCAGGAGGAGCUGAUCCUGGGAGGACGUGUGAAGAAUACCCAGGAUGCUCUGAUGAGCGCUGAGGCUCUCCAAACCAUGUUCCUGUUGAUGAGCCCUAAGCAGCUGUAUGAGCACUUUAAAGAUGACUAUGAGAUCCACGACAUCAACUGGAAUGAAGAAAAGGCUACAGCCAUCCUGGAGUCAUGGCAAAGGAAGUUUGUGGAGGUGGUCCACCAGAGUAUUCCGUCAAACUCCAGCCAGUCAAUUCACGCCUUCUCCACCACCACCCUCAACGACAUAAUGAAGUCCUUCUCCGAUGUCAGUGUCCUACGGGUAGCUGGAGGGUACCUGCUUAUGCUGGCCUACGCCUGUGUAACCAUGCUGAGGUGGGAUUGCGCCAAGUCCCAAGGGGCCGUGGGGCUGGCCGGCGUGCUGCUGGUAGCCUUGUCGGUAGCUGCAGGACUGGGUCUGUGUUCCUUACUGGGACUCUCCUUCAAUGCUGCAACCACUCAGGUGCUUCCCUUCCUGGCACUUGGAAUUGGUGUGGAUGACAUGUUUCUUUUGGCUCACUCCUUCACAGAGGCUGGGAGUAACAUUCCCUUUAAGGAGCGAACUGGAGACUGUUUGCGUCGCACGGGCACCAGCGUGGCUCUGACUUCCAUCAACAACAUGAUUGCCUUUUUCAUGGCUGCACUCGUGCCCAUCCCAGCCCUACGAGCUUUCUCCUUGCAGGCAGCCAUUGUGGUGGUGUUUAACUUUGCCAUGGUGCUGCUCAUCUUCCCCGCCAUCCUCAGUUUGGACCUCCACCGGCGUGAGGACAAGCGUUUGGAUGUUCUGUGCUGCCUGUACAGCCCUUGCGCCGACCGCGUAAUCCACCUCUCUCCCCACGAGUUGUCGGACACCGCCGAGCAGCCCCAUGCAACACCCACGCACACCCAUCAGUACACGACAGGUUCUACCAUCACCACCAGUACGCAAAUCACCACCACAGUGCAGGCAUUCACUCAGUGCGAUGCAGCCGGGCAGCACAUCGUCACCAUCCUGCCGCCAACCUCUCAGAUCUCCACUAGCCCUACUUCCAUCAUUGUGUGCCCUACCUCCCAAUCACAAGCGAUCACACCCACACCCAACACCCCUGUUCAGGAUCCCUACGGCUCCCAGCUCUUCACACCUACCUCCAGCUCCACACGGGACCUUCUAGCCCAGGUGGAGGACUCCAAAUUGGGAAAGAAGUGUGUUCCACUGCCAUUCCUCCACUGGAACUUGUCCCACUUUGCCAGGGAGAAAUACGCUCCACUGCUGCUCAAGCCCAAGAGUAAAGCCAUUGUGGUCAUUCUCUUCCUGGGCCUCCUGGGACUCAGCCUGUACGGGACCACCAUGGUGCACGAUGGACUCUAUUUGACUGACAUUGUGCCACGUGACACCAAGGAGUACGACUUCAUCGAUGCCCAAUUCAAAUAUUUCUCCUUCUACAACAUGUACCUGGUGACUAUGGACGGAUUUGAUUACGCUCGCUCACAGCGUCUUCUGAUCCAGCUACACAACACCUUCAACUCUGUUAGAUACGUGGUCAGAGACAGUGACAACAGAUUACCCCGCAUGUGGCUGCACUACUUCCAGGACUGGCUUCGAGGUCUUCAGGCCGCUUUUGAUUCAGACUGGCUGACGGGGAAGAUUACAUCAGAUAGCUAUCGAAAUGGCACAGAGGACGGCGCUCUGGCAUACAAGCUCCUCAUCCAAACCGGCUCCAAGAAAGAACCCUUCAACUACAGCCAGCUGACUUCUCGUCGGCUGGUGGAUGCAGAGGGUCUCAUCCCCCCUGAGGUGUUCUACAUUUACCUAACGGUUUGGGUCAGUAAUGAUCCUCUGGGCUACGCUGCCUCGCAGGCCAACUUCUACCCCCAUCCCCGAGAGUGGAUUCACGACAAAUACGACACCACGGGAGAAAAUCUGCGCAUUCCAGCCGCAGAACCCCUGGAGUUUGCUCAGUUUCCCUUCUACCUUAAUGGUCUCAGGCAAGCCAGUGACUUUGUGGAAGCCAUCGAGAGUGUGCGGGCCAUUUGUGAUGAGUUCAGCCGCAAGGGCGUGCUAAACUACCCCAAUGGAUACCCCUUCUUAUUCUGGGAGCAGUACAUAGGCCUCAGACACUGGUUCCUGCUGUCAAUCAGCGUGGUGUUGGCAUGCACCUUCCUGGUCUGUGCCCUCCUCCUGCUCAACCCGUGGACUGCUGGCAUAAUUGUGUUUAUCCUGGCUAUGAUGACAGUGGAGCUGUUCGGCAUCAUGGGUUUGAUCGGCAUCAAGCUCAGCGCCAUCCCCGUUGUCAUCCUCAUCGCCUCGGUGGGAAUUGGAGUGGAGUUCACUGUUCACAUUGCACUGGGCUUCCUGACAGCCAUUGGCAGCAGAAACACGCGCUCGGCCGUGGCUCUGGAGCACAUGUUUGCCCCGGUGGUUGACGGCGCCAUUUCCACGCUGUUGGGCGUUCUCAUGCUGGCGGGGUCUGAGUUUGACUUCAUCAUGAGGUAUUUCUUUGCCGUACUGGCUAUCCUCACACUUCUGGGAAUGCUCAAUGGCCUGGUUCUGCUCCCGGUGCUCCUCUCCAUGCUGGGCCCCCCAGCUGAAGUCAGCCCGGUCGACAAUGGCAACCGCCUUCCCACGCCCUCUCCCGAGCCGCCGCUCCCUCCACCGAUGGCUCACCACGGUUACUUCGCAGACCACCACAACCCCCGUUCUGCUCGCCAACAGGCCUUCUCCACUGAGAUGUCGGAUUCGGAAUAUUACUCGGAGAUGACCAGCACGUCUGGGAUCGGCGAGGAGGAUUACAAGUACUGCGAUCGCAGCUCGUACACCGUGCCGCCACCUGUCACCUCUCACAUUCUUCUGGAAGCCAGCAAGAACCCCAGCUUCCCUAAACUCACGGUGGUGAGGCCACUGAGGGACAACACAACAGGAGCCAGGAUAGAACCAUCACCUGAAUCCUUGCACAAUGCUCCAUCACCUUUGAGCUCGCAGCAGGUGACAUGCUGGGAUGGACCCAAGCAGCCGGGACAACACUUACCCGGCGACAGAGCUCACGUACCUGGGCGGACUUCUCAAAGCGGCCCCAGGUUGCAGAGUGGGAGCAGGGGGCCUCAGCCAAACAGGACUAAAGGGCCCGCUGGCUUUAGCAACUCCUCUGGGGGACCCGUUACCAUGGUGACGGCCACAGCCUCCGUAACUGUCGCCGUGCAUCCGACCUUGCCCGGAGCGGCGUACCAAGGCUACAUGCAUGAAGGUUUUGACACAGACACGGAGUCAGACUGCUAUGAGGCCACUAAGAGGACUUGUGGGGACAAAAGGAACUUUUCCUCAUCCAAGAGAGACUCUUUAGAGCUCCAGGACAUGGAAUCGCCGCAGGAUCAUACGACACACCAGCACAAACAAGGCGUGUUGAGGAUCCAGACGGCCAAACAGUCCUAGUCGCUCUCCUUCACUGUUCUGGAAACUGUACAUAAGACGCCACAUAGGAUUUAUUUGAAGGAGAAUAUUAUGUAAAUCUAUGAGUAUAUAUUUUAAUACUAAAAACAAGAGGGAAGCUAUUUAAAAGAGUACUGUGUAACUUUGGGUAUACUCGUGUAAAAUUAUUUUGUGUGGGGGGGGUGGUUGACUUUAGUUUGCCCCUCUAUAGUGUAUAGAAAGUGUUAUAUGUAAAAAGUGUCCACACAAAGUGAGAUCCUAUUAAGAUAUUUGGCUAUUGAACAUACAUGGUCAGUGUUGUAUUUCUAUUUGUACUACAAUUUUGUUUUUUUGCUGCUACACAAAGUCAUUUUAUGUGAUUUGCCUUAAAAAAAAAUGCAGUAGCCCCUCUUCCUCCCCCUUAAAGCUACAUACACACAUUUUGCCUGCACAAUAAUGUACUGUGAGAUCUAGCAGAUUCUUAUCAAUGUGCCUUCAGCAGUAGAAGUUCUAUCUUCCUCACUUUUGGUGAAUUUCCGUCAUCAAUGUCAGUAUCAUCCAGUGUUCUUUGCAGUUGAAUUUACUUGAAGGUGUCAUUUUUUUUGUUCGCAUGAGGAAUUAUAAGGGAGUCUUUUGUUUGUAUUUUUAUGGAAUUAACGAUAAGCUAUUAUUUGCUCUUUUUUCACUUCAUUUUCGAUACGUUCUUCUCCAGAAGUGGUCUCAUCACUGCCAGUUUAAUAUCCAGGGAAUAUGUUUUCCGUUGUUUGGGUUUUUUUUCUAUUUUAUUAUAUUUUUUAAGUGGCAGCUUUGGUUUUUGGUGUAAAAUUGAGUAGUAACUUGAAAAAUUGAACAAAUUCAUCACAAAUAACCACCCUUGGCAGUUUACUCCAGCCAGGAGGAGGUUGAGGGGAAGCUUAUGCAUUGUUUGUAGUUUGUUUUAAGAUUUAAAAAUGUUAAUGUCAUGCCAUAUAAAUUAUUUAUAUUAAAAUUUUAUUUUUGUAGUUUGUACAGAUGUUAGUAUUUAGACUGAAGUUCUAUUUUUAAAGAGUAAAUAUAUAUUAUAUAUAAAUAAAUAUCUAUUUGUUGCUGAGUUUGAUUUGUGUUUGCAUUUAGGAGGGAGGGGAAGUCAUUAUGUUGUUUUUGUUUGUUUUUUUUAGUUUAGUUGGAGGAGCAUGAAGGUGUGUAGGAUUGUGUCACUUUUACCUUCUUCGCCCAUCUUGUCAUUUCUUUUUUAAUGUCCAUGUCUAAAACACUGUGACUUCUGAAAACUAUGCUCAAGAACCCCCCUCCCUCACUUUGUGUGACCGCUAUGUUCUCUCACCUGCUAUAGAAAAUUAACUAACAAAAUAAAUUGAA